Messenger RNA from Gongylonema pulchrum, 243 nucleotides. NCBI's taxonomy places the organism in Eukaryota, Metazoa, Nematoda, Chromadorea, Rhabditida, Gongylonematidae. The record is from the annotation of a GenBank genome assembly.
UCACUUCUAGCAAGUUUCGUAUCACUGCUCGAACGACGUAUCAAUCUUUUUGCUGCUCCUUGGGAUGAUGCUGUUGCUGCUGCAGUUGCGCGAUCAAUUGCAAGUAGUGUAUCUUCUAGAGUUGUUGCUCCUUCACAGGCACGCAUGGAAAUAGAACUAUCCGAUAUUGUUUUUCGUUCGGUCUCCACCGAUGAAGUGACCUCAAAUUCAUUAAACUUUCCUCACCUGGAAUAUCACAACUAG